AUGGACGCCACUGAGCUUUCCGACGAUCGCGUUGCGGAGAUUCAGAAAGCAGUUGGCAAUCCUUGGACUAUGUCUCCAGACGAGUACUCGGCGAAGUUGAAACACGAAACUGGCAGUGACGAAAUGCUCGAUCAGUUUCUAGAGAAAGCAUGCAAGUUGGACAGAGAAUCGCCUCGUCGUUCAGCCGAGGAUUGGCUCAAGCAGCUUGCUGCUAUGGACUUUAGGAAUGUCGGUCCUAUUUCUAAGCAUCACUUUGGCUUGACUAUCGAUAGGGUGGACAGAUUUGAUCUCGGCACCGAUGGCGAGGAUACGUUUGCAGUCGCAACAAAUUCUGAGGCUCUGUGGACGCAGGAGGCGGAGCUCUCACCACUAUCACCCUCUGCAGACAUUGAGUCUGGCGACUAUCAUGCCCAUCCUGCGUUGAUCUCUCUGCAGAAGAUUGAAUCCUCCCCUUCUCGCCUUGGUCCGGAGCCUUCCAACACUGGUACACUCACAGCCUCUGGCAAACAGCUUCCUUCUCUAGUCAUGCCCAUCGGGCAGCUACAGAUGAAGUCUAAGGAAGAGACGGAUGAAGACUAUGUCGACACUGAAUAUGUCCUCGUCAUUGAUGCCACCAAGACUAACCAUCCUGUCUGGCUGAUCUAUGACCGAAACGCGUGCGAUGACUUGGGUGACCGACGCCUCAUCGAUCCUGAUCAGGAGCCCGUGGUCUUCGAGAAACUUGGAAAGAACUUUGAUGCUAUGCAGGUUAUGCCAAGCCUCCAAUGGUGGAUUCUCUACUACGGAAAGCUCGACUUCGCUAAGAUGCUGAAGUCGAUGCAGGCAACAGGCAUCACAGGACCAAUCCAGGCUAAGGAGCUUUCCCUCUCGGAGGCUAAGAAGAUUCUUGGGUAG
Messenger RNA from Fusarium mangiferae, 894 nucleotides. RefSeq lists its product as uncharacterized. The coding region runs from base 1 to 894 and encodes 297 amino acids. NCBI's taxonomy places the organism in Eukaryota, Fungi, Ascomycota, Sordariomycetes, Hypocreales, Nectriaceae. The transcript is spliced from 2 exons. The record is from RefSeq and is a predicted model, not a curated record.